Molecule: messenger RNA, 4251 nt
Organism: Cladophialophora carrionii CBS 160.54
Lineage: Eukaryota; Fungi; Ascomycota; Eurotiomycetes; Chaetothyriales; Herpotrichiellaceae
Exons: 2
Coding region: 1-4251 (1416 amino acids)
Biological process (GO): positive regulation of transcription by RNA polymerase II; DNA damage checkpoint signaling
Cellular component (GO): nucleus
Molecular function (GO): histone binding
Source: RefSeq, a predicted model, not a curated record
AUGGCGACCGAGAGUCUACUAAACAUUGACAUAGGGCCCCUUCAGGGUGACCUUCUUGGAGUAAAAAAGGCAUUGUCGCAGGAUCAGCCGCCUUGUUCAGAAAAUGACUUGGACCGCGUCGACAUCGCUGCGGCGGCAAACAAGAAUUCGCCCUCCCAAGCUGGUGCACUGGAAUCACAGCUACCUAGUACCGUUCCCGACUCACAGUUCAAUCGCAAUCUCGAAAGUCAAUGGAUCUACCUUCGGCCCGCGCCCGAUUCUCACAAACUGACUGCGACACGGCAGAAGAUGACAACUCAAUCGAGCGGUGAUGCAACGCAAGAGUUGUCUCAGUCUCACUAUGACCUGAUUUUGAGCAGGAGUCGGAAUGAAGGGCAGCUUCAAGAGCAGGAACAAAGUCAGGCUUUGCACCAAGUCCGGGGAAAGGACUUUGACAGAGGAGAGGACGCCGGAGAGACUCAGCAUGAAGGUGACACAGGGUUCAUCGACCUGAUGUCCUCUUUUGAGAAGCAGAAGCAAGGAGAGGAGCCGGAGGCUGCCGUCGAACAAACUUCAGGGCACGAUCAGCGUCAGCGCGGAACCGAUUCUGACAAGGAGCAGGAGCAUGAGCAGGAGGACUCGGAACCUAUUGGGGUUGACUUCUCUCCUACCCAACCAACGCAAUCACACGCUGCGCUUUCCCAGUUCCCUGAGUCCCAACGCUUCAAAACACCGGUAACGGCCGGCAAGAAGAGAAGGUACAAUGGAGACUUCAUCGACAGUCCGGAUCUACCACGCAACACUCGACCGCUACUGCGAGGAAGCGAGGACAACGCUAUCCCAAUGGGUCUCAGUCAGGCGUUUGGAGCAACCCAAGCUAAUACCUCUCCGUUCGUCGGAAAUGUCGGUAUUGGGGAUGUUGACUCAGACCGACCCUCACCAGAUAUCCAUCUACAGCCACGUCCUAUGACAGCCACUUCUUCAUCACCCAUGCGACCUCUAUCCACUAUCAAAAGACCCGAUAGGGCCGGAACUGAACCCCUCGAUCACUAUAUAUCGUCAAAGGAGUCGCAAGCUCGGAGGGAGGAUGCACGCCGUAAACUGCUCGAGGAUAUGUAUGUCAAAGAUGGAAGCUCUGGUGAGGAUGACUUCGACAUCGAGGAGGAUAGCUGGUGUGCCAGAGACAGAAGGGAGCGCGAGAGAAGCCGGAGGAUACAGGCACAGCUGUCGUCCUCAUCGCCUCCCGCGGCGUUCACACGAGGUGUAUCAUUAUCCAAAUCAUCGCCUAUUCGACCUUCGGCCCGACGAUCAUCUCCGAUCAGGAUGCGAACCUCACGGCAGCCCAGGCGCAAUCCCGAAUCAAGUCCAACGAGACCCAAUCCACAGUCUCAAGUUACAGAAAGCGAAGAGGAGACGGAACAGGAGGACAAUAAGGAUAUUGCACCAACGAGUUCGAGUCAGUCGUCUGCGCCUGUUGAUGACGAAGACAAGGAGAAUGUCUCGGAUAGGGCUAUCCAGAUUCCUGCGACCACCAUUCAACUGCGCCGACUUACACAAGCCCCGCCUUCUCAGGUGCAAGAAAGUCCCCUUUUACGACGUGGGCGGGCACUCGACGAGGGAGGUUUAUCAGUGACCUUAAAUAGCUCACAGGCCUUCGCCGUUGCUGAUUCCCAAGCAGAGCGAGCAACCCAACAGCCACAGGCAGUUGCCCAGGUUCCUCGAUCAUCCGCUGCUGAUGAUGGUCCCGAUUUUGUUCCCCAAUCCCCAGAGACUACGCCGCAGCCGACUGCUCCAAUAAGUCGAACCCAUCCGUCAGCCACUUUACCGACACAGGUCAUGGUAUCAACGGCCGAGCGGCAAGGUGAUGCUGUUAUCGGAUCGGUUGUCCCUAUGUCGAGCUCUCAAGCCCGUCAGCCCUCAAACAGCACCAUCCCGGAGACAAGUUCUAAUGAACCUCAAGAUCAGAGUGGGAAAGCUUCCGAGGACACCCCACAGACUUGCGACGUUGAGAGCCGGCCCGAGUUCGAAACUGCUGAGACUCAUGUACAGCCUUCUUCCUCCACAGUGGCUCACCAGCCUACGGCAGUCGAACUGAGCAGUCCACCAAUUUCCACCACCCCACCAGGCAGGAGACGACAACGCCUUUCAGACAUUCAAGGGGACCCAUCUCCACAGAAAUCGCAGUCCAGCUUCGAUGCAACUGCACACUUGCGGUUGGAAAUACACAGGAGUCCUACACCCCUGCGAACAUCGGCAAGAGCAGCAAAGAAGACAAGACUGCCCGAAAUUGCUUCGGAAAGUGUUCGAAACGGAGUCUCUGCGCAAGGAGAUGUGCUGUACGGAGCUUCUGAAUCUCCUACGAUCCGAGAUCAAGCUAAAACUGGUGACGAAGCACAGCCACAACAUGGUCUCGAGAAACAGUCCGUGCAGCCUGCGCUGCCAGUAUCAACGUUUCCCAAGCGAGAUAAGAGAUCUACAGCCAAAGGUCUGAGUGCUCGCAGCUCUGAGACCGGCGGUGCACCUCCUCGGCGGAGGACUUCCCAGUACGAACUCCCCGAGUCUCCAGAACGAAGGGUCGACUCUGCCAUCAAACGCACAGCAAAGCUCAAGCGAAAGAUCGAAAACACGGGCAAUCCAUCAGAUGGCGCGCCCAAUGCCAACAAGCGGCUCAAGUUGACAGAGAGCAAUCCUGCACCAUACGAUUCCCUACAGAGCGCCCCUGCGCAGCUUCAAGACAUACCAGACACUCUCGCCUUGGAUAAUCAAAACUCCGGACAUAGUUCACCUCGACUGGAGAGCGACAAGGAUGUUGCCAAUGGUGUAGGCGAGGACCUGGUGGCACCGAAUAUGGUAUUCGCUGCCUUUAAUGGUAAGAGUCGGACAUACCACCCUGCUCUUUGUCUCGGUCGGCCAGCCACUGACUCCGGUCGUUUUACAAUACAAUGGGAAGGCUACGAUCCUGACGAGGUCGAUGAACAUGGCGUGCGUAGCCUCGAUCUGCGAAUAGGCGAUCAAAUCAAGAUAGACAUGGAUGGCUUUCCGAAGGUCUCACACGUCAUCAGAGGCUUCACAGAUAGGAUUCCACAAGGUAAUGUCGAUCCUGGUCAAGUCGCCGUGACUGAUAUCCGCGGCUACCAAACCCUCCUCGUGGCGCCAAAGCAACGCAAAAGCCUACCUGUUGAGAUUUCGACUGAGGCCGUGAAGAAUGUGCCUGUAUCCGCGAUAUACCUAGACACGAUCAUGUGGGGACAGAUGAAGGACCGGGUUUAUGAGUGCAAAUCUGCUGUCUACCAAGGCAGAUUGACGGACAGGUCGACGCCGGUGCCUCAAAUAUCUUCUUCUUCCCGUCCAAGCCCGCCACCAUCACGGAGCAGGCGAGGAGCCGCAGUUGCCGGUCCACCUAUCUCAUCGACAUACACCCGCCCCGACGGCCUGUUCAGCAAUAUGGUGUUUGCAAUCUCUCACUACGAUGAACCAACGAAGCAAAGACUUGUCUCUCUAGUCCAAGAGAAUGGCGGUAGCAUCCUCGAAGGAUCCUUCACAGAUCUCUUCGUGGUAGACUCUAUCGAGCUCAAGGACCAAUAUGCCAACGUUGGGUUCACCGCGCUUCUUACGGAUCGCCAUAUGUGCAAUGUGAAGUACUUACAAGCACUGGCACUUGGCCUGCCUUGUCUCAGUGGCAGAUGGAUCGAGGCAAGUGUGCAGACAGGCAGACUUGCCGAUUGGAAUUCGUACCUCCUUGCUGCCGGCGAAAGCACCGAACUCGAGGGAGCUGUGAAGUCUCGGCUUCUGCAGCUCCCAUCGAGCAUUCAAGGCCUGAAGGUGAGAGACAUGCUCGAUCUGAGAGCCAAAAUCCUCUACAACUCACGAGUUGUGUUCGUCAUGGGCAAAGGCAAAACAAGCGAGGAUCGCAAGCCGAUCCUUUUUCUGGUCAGAGCGCUCGGCCCAAGCCAGCUCACUACCGAAACAAAUGUAAGCGGUGCGAAGGAGAUUGUUCAGUCUGCGGACCAAAGUAAAGAGCCGGUCGAUUACGUGUUUGUUGGGGACGGCGAUGUUCAGGCUGCGAAAAGACUGUUCUCGUCGGAAGCGAACGAGCCAAAGGAAGAACAGAAACGUCACAAAAAGGGCAAACCGAAGAAAGGACGAGUCUCGGGUCGUUAUGAAACGGAGGCAAAGCAGGAGCUGGAUGGUGUUUUGGGCAGAGCCCAGAUCAUUUGCAAGGAGGAUAUCAUCCAGAGUCUGAUUCUAGGGAGAUUGUGGAUAGGAACAUGA